Messenger RNA from Cetraspora pellucida, 390 nucleotides. Lineage: Eukaryota; Fungi; Glomeromycota; Glomeromycetes; Diversisporales; Gigasporaceae. The record is from the annotation of a GenBank genome assembly.
AUGUCCAAGCGACCACGUCAAGUCGCUAUUACUAUACUAGAAAAAGGUUUUCUUGUCGACGAGCUUCAUUACGGACCUUACUCACGUUAUUGGUGGGAAUUUUAUGAGGACAAUGAUGACCUGUUUUAUUUUCUUAUUCGACUUGGCUUUAAAGUAAAAGUCAACCUUAAUAAUCAUUUUUUUUGUAUUACUAUUCAAAGAAGAAAUGAUUAUAAUUUUUUUUUCCCCGAAUAUUAUUGUGAAUCAGACAAUUAUUAUAUAACUUCUUCUAAUCCCACUAAUGCAAUUUCUACUAUAUACAAAUUUGUAUUUGGUAAUCAAACCCGUUAUUCGGGUUCUAUUAUUCUUGGGUGGAAUCAAAAAGAUAUCGUACAACAAUUAAUAAAUGAU